GGCUUGUACCAGCGCAAAUACAAUCUACGUCGGGCGACCGACACUUCUGAUUUUACGCAUAGUAAUUCGCCUUUACCAUACAAUUCCUUUCUCUAAUUACACUCUUGAUACUAUCAUUUUAUAUAUUUCUGCUGUUCGGUUCACCAAGCGACCGGCCUCUAUCUAUGCUUGCUUAAUCUGUCUGUGGACUUGGGACAGCGGAGGGCUUCCCUUCUCCUCCUCGUUCUUAUGAGAAUGAUUUGCUCAACCACAAAAAAGUCGAAAAUAAAAAUAGAUCGAGUUGAAUGAACCAACUUUUUGAUUCAACACCACAUUCGUUUGUCUAUCUGUUUAUUUGUUAUGAAAUAUUUGCCCUGAAGGGUGUCCACCUACGACCAGCGAAGAGAUACCCCUAGUGGAUCAAUGCUACACAUGGAAGAAUGCUUUUAAACCUGGAGAAUAAUGAAAUUGGGGGGAGCGUGGGUGACGGUAUUCAAUAAAGGCUAUAUUCAAUCAUUAUAUGCCACCAUUUGCUCUUAUCAUAUGUCCUUGAAAUUUGGUAUUACCUUGGUAAUGAGAAUCAGGCAGAUAUACAAUGAGAUUGGUGAAAUUAUAUUUCCUGGAAAUAGUGAAACACUUCUCGUACGUACUUAUUGAGGCAAAGGAAAGCC
This is a messenger RNA of Trichoderma asperellum CBS 433.97, 650 nucleotides long. Lineage: Eukaryota; Fungi; Ascomycota; Sordariomycetes; Hypocreales; Hypocreaceae. The record is from RefSeq and is a predicted model, not a curated record.